AUGGCUCCUUUUGAGAAAUCCAUGGAGAUGAUGCCCUUCAAGCAGAGGAAAUGCCUCGAAACAAGAAAAGAUGAAGUGUUCAGCAUUCGGUCGAAAUUCCCCAACAAACUGCCUGUGAUUGUUGAACGUUACGUCCGUGAAAAGACCCUCCCCCUGUUGGACAAAACUAAGUUCCUGGUUCCCUUCGAGCUCACCUUGGGUCAGUUCAUGUGCCUGCUCAGGAAUAAGAUUGCCUUGGACUCCACUCAGGCUCUGUUCCUCCUGGUGGCAGAGAAGAGCAUGUCCUGCAUGUCUUCCAGCAUGGGGGAGGUUUACUCCCGCUACAGCGACACUGACGGCUUCCUCUACAUCACCUACGCCUCGCAGGAGAUGUUCGGAGCGCCUCAACCAUGGGCCAGGCCGCCCUGCUGA
Messenger RNA from Chelmon rostratus (copperband butterflyfish), 411 nucleotides. RefSeq names its product microtubule-associated protein 1 light chain 3 gamma, like (gene map1lc3cl). Gene Ontology annotation, molecular function: ubiquitin protein ligase binding. The coding region runs from base 1 to 411 and encodes 136 amino acids. Gene Ontology annotation, biological process: autophagosome assembly; cellular response to nitrogen starvation; macroautophagy. Gene Ontology annotation, cellular component: autophagosome; cytosol; autophagosome membrane. The record is from RefSeq and is a predicted model, not a curated record. Lineage: Eukaryota; Metazoa; Chordata; Actinopteri; Chaetodontiformes; Chaetodontidae. The transcript has 4 exons.